This is a messenger RNA of Mugil cephalus (flathead mullet), 1825 nucleotides long. RefSeq names its product homeobox protein Hox-A2a. Gene Ontology annotation, molecular function: DNA binding; DNA-binding transcription factor activity, RNA polymerase II-specific. The record is from RefSeq and is a predicted model, not a curated record. The transcript has 2 exons. Bases 378 to 1454 code for a protein of 358 amino acids. Gene Ontology annotation, biological process: regulation of DNA-templated transcription. Lineage: Eukaryota; Metazoa; Chordata; Actinopteri; Mugiliformes; Mugilidae.
GGGCUUGGAGGGACGAGAGGAGGAUAAACUCAGCGGAUAAAGAUGUAAAUAAAAACAGUCGUCUCCCAGCUGAGCGAGGCGAUCUUCAGCAGAGUUUUUGGAUCAAUCAGGCAGACAGUGGCUUCUUUUGAUUAAACCCCAAAUUGUCAUUGGGCAGAGGUAAUCAUGUGACAGGCAAUUCGGUCCAAUUUCAACCUUGUCUCCAUGAAUUCAAUAGUUUAAUAGUAGCUCGGUCCCCAUACGGCCGUAAUCAGUGACAUAGAAAAAACACCACCAGGAGAAUUUUUUUUAAAUGAUUUUUUCUUCCUCGUCACCGCUGAGCCGCGACAUUUAUAAAAAUACGCGUGCAAACUUUCCUCGGCUCUCAGGGAGCGGAGAUGAAUUACGAAUUCGAGCGAGAGAGCGGUUUUAUCAAUAGUCAGCCGUCGCUUGCUGAGUGCCUGACAUCUUUCCCCCCUGUCGCUGAUUCAUUUCAAAGUUCAUCAAUCAAGAGCUCGACGCUUUCACGCCCGACACUGAUUCCUCCUCCCUUUGAGCAGACCAUUCCCAGCCUGAAUCCGGGCAGCCAUCCGCGGCACGGCCGGCCCAGACACAGCCCCGACGGAUGCAGCCCGCUGCCCACUGCCUCCUUACCCCCGGAGUACCCCUGGAUGCGGGAGAAGAAAGCCUCAAAAAGGAACCACCUGCCGACCUCCACCGCUACCACCAUUUCCAAUGGACCUGUGUGCUUCUCCCCGAAAGGCUCGCCUGAGAUUGUGGAGAGCGGAGGGGGAGGAGGGGGCUCCCGUCGGCUGAGAACGGCUUACACCAACACACAGCUGCUGGAGCUGGAGAAGGAGUUCCACUUCAACAAGUAUCUCUGCCGGCCGAGGAGGGUGGAAAUAGCGGCCCUGCUGGACCUGACCGAGAGGCAGGUCAAAGUCUGGUUCCAAAACCGGCGCAUGAAGCACAAGCGGCAGACCCAGAGCAAGGAGAACCACAACGGGGACGGGAAGGGGCAAAGCGUCGAGGACGGCAUGCACAGCGACGAGGACGACGAGGGCCCCCUGUACGAGCAGAGCGGGGCCCUGCUGGAGAGAGAUACCUGCUCCUUUCAGAACAACGCGCAGCAGCUCCACAAUGGAGAGUCCAUGGGCUUUGCUGCUGCGCCGCUGAACAGCAAUGACAAAAAUCUGAAACAUUUUCCCAACCCGUCACCCACUGUUCCGGGCUGCAUGUCAACAAUGGGCCCCGGCUCGGCAUCUGGCCCGGACAAUGGCGACAGUCCCCCGGCCCUGGAUGUUUCUUUACACGAUUUUCAACCUUUCUCCUCGGAUUCCUGCCUACAGCUCUCAGACGCAGCCUCGCCGAGCUUGUCAGAGUCUCUGGACAGCCCCGUGGACAUUUCUACGGACAGUUUCUAUUUUUUCUCGGAGUCCCUAACUACAAUCGACCUGCAGCAUCUAAACUAUUAACUAAAUUCAAUCACAAUAACUUUUUUCUUUUUUUAAAAAAAAAAAAAAAAAACUGGGGACAAUAAAUAUCAGGCUACGACGGUAUUAACUCUGAUGUUAUUUGUAUAUUCGGCACAUUUAUUCUGUUGAUAUUUGACUUGACGAUUAAUACAAGGUAAGGAUGAAAUGAAAUCACUGAAAUAGCUCUACCCAAACGUGGCUUGUAAUCACCAUAACAACUUGAUCUCUUGGAAUGGAAAUUAUGAGUGUAUGUGAAUAAUUAUACAAUAUUAGGCCUAUGGAUCUUGGUCAUUUUUAUUUUUGUAGCUUCCAAUGUCUUGGAUAUUUUUGUUAGAAUACAAUUAACUUGCUAAAAUAUUUUUUUCCCCUGG